AGAGGAAGGAAGGAAGGAAGGAAGGAAGGAAGGAAGGAAGGAAGGAAGGAAGGAAGGAAGGAAGGAAGGAAGGAAGGAAGGAACUGUUGCCGUGUCCUGGGGUCAUCUGAUCCCCUUAUCUGAUCUUCUGACCAGCAAAGUCAAUGGGGAAAGCCGAAUUCACUUAACAACUGUGUUACUAACUUAACAACUGCAGUGAUCCACUGAACAAAUGUGGCAAGAAACGUCGUAAAACGGGGCAAAACCCGCUUAACAAAUUUCUCACUCAGACGCAUAAAUUUUGGGCUCAAUUAUGCUUGUAAGACAGUCAUGAACUGUCUGUAUUCCUCUCCUCUUUCUGUAGCUUUCUGCCUUGCAAGACUUUUUCCUGGCCAUCCAGAUCUUGGCCUUAAUAUUUAUUAAAUCGAUAAUGCUUCCUGCCUUUUAGGCUUUCUUGAAGCCACCCUUUUUGACCAGCUUUUAAAAUCCUGGAUUAGAUUUGAUGAAGAAAAGGAUUUUUGGCUCCUGAUGAGUUGUUGGUUUCGAUUAGAAUCCUGCAAAACUGAAAUAUUCAUCUCUACGGACCGACCUCCGAAGGUUAUAAUGAAAACGUUUUUUUUCCUGCUGUAGCAUCAGAGAUUGGAAGGUUUUCAGCUUGCAUUGUGAAAUGUUCAGGGGUGUUUACAGACAAAUCUUUUAUUGUGCAAUUCUCAUCUUUGGCUUGUCUAUGUUCUGGGCAUAACCCUUCCCUUGCACAUUUAAUAGAAACGCCAUGUAUCUCAUCCACUUCUGGAUUUUUUUUUAAUAUUCACUGGAAGAACAUUUUUUUUAAGGACAAGGUAAAAUACCUUUUGUAUAAGGUGACCCUUUAGGGAGGACAGUCCUUCUUUGGUAAGUUCUGUCCUCUCUCAAAAACUGUCCUCCUUCAUGUCCUCCUUUUUGAUAUUUAUUUUAUUUAUUUAUUUUAUUUAUUUUUUUACAUUUAUAUCCCGCCCUUCUCCGAAGACUCAGGGCGGCUUACAUUGUGUAAGGCAAUAGUCUCAUUCUAUUUGUAUAUUUAUAUACAAAGUCAACUUAUUGCCCCCCCAACAAUCUGGGUCCUCAUUUUACCUACCUUAUAAAGGAUGGAAGGCUGAGUCAACCUUGGGCCUGGUGGGACUAGAACCUGCAGUAAUUGCAGGCAGCUGUGUUUAAUAACAGGCUUCUUACAGCCUGAGCCACACCCUAAUCUGUAAAGACUAAUCUGUAAAUCUCUGUAUUUGAUCGAUGUCGAUCCGAUCCAUUGCGUGUGAUAUGACAUAUUUGUAUUUGACAUGACGAUUCAUGAAGGCUCAGUACAGUGUGGCGAGAUGUGAUUAUGAGAUGCAUGUGCUCCGCACAGGAGAAUUGUUUUGAGAGAGUGGCUUUGUUUACUUCUUACCGAAACACAAUACGGCACACAUGGAUGGAUGCAUUAGACUCACUUCUUUCUCAGUGAAUAUUCGAUCAUACACAGUUGAUCACCUUACUUUUGUAAGCACUGAAAUGUUCCCAGAUGGAUUGCUCAGAUUUUACAUCAUAGCCCUCCUGUGGCUUCCCAGCCUGAAAACGCUCCUCGCGGUUGUGACACACCCUCGAGUACUAACAUUUUGGGAGAAGCAUUUGAAGAACACGCAAAGCCUUGGACCAACAAUACAGUCAAGAGCAACUCUCCUUGUGGCCACCGGAGGGCGCCCCAAACCAGGAAUCCCAUCGGACACGCAGCCAAGCCUCCAGCAUCACUUUAGACCUGUCCCCGCUCGAGUUGGAACCCCAAAUGAUUCUUCUGAUAAGGUGGAGAAGAAGAUUGCCAAGGACGAUCAGGCGACCCUGGGAUGGAGGCUGCAGCCAUCGCAAACGGGGGCCGGUUGCAAGUGCUCCCAUUUUGAUCAUGUGACAGUGGGGAAAUGCGGCAAAGAUCGUAAGUGCGAGGACUGCUUAAAUCUGUGUGGUCCUUUGAGCCUUGCCAUGGAGGCCAUGCAAGACCUCUGCCUGCUUCUUCUCUUGAUGUUGCCCUUUUGCGCCUCAAGAUCAAUUCAGAACCUGGUCCUGGAAGAGGGCGAGGGGAGUGGAGACAGCGAGGGGGCUCCCUCCGACCCGACUUCUGCCAGGGCGACUCUGAGUGCGAGUCCCACCUCAGGGAGCCUUGUGGUCGAUUCGGUCAAUGGAACUUUGCACUCGUUCAACAUCCUGGAUGGCAUUGUGAACUUCUUCCAGACGUACAUGCUCUUGAUCGUGGUGCUGGGCUCCCUUCUCCUCAUCUUCCUUUCCAUCGUGUGUGCGGCUGUCAUCACCCAGCAGAAGCACAAGGCCUCCGCCUAUUACCCGUCCUCUUUUCCCAAAAAGAAGUACGUGGAUCAGAACGACAAGGCAGGGGGAGCCAAGGCCUUCAGCGAAGUUCCUGAGAAGCCAUCAGAUGACAGCCAAGAGGAGCCGGUAGAUUCCACCAAACAGUUGCAGGCUGACAUCUUAGCGGCUGCCCAGAACCUGAGGUCUCCAACCAAGGUCGUCAUGGUGAAUGGGAAAAGUGGCCCCAUGGAAGACCCACCGGUUGAAGGAAAAGAGAAAGGCCCCCAAAAAACAGAAGAUGUGGAGGAAGGCAGCUCCAAAGAAGAAGACGAAGAAGAAGAAGAAGAAGAAAAAUCACCAAAUGAGGCUGAGCUGCCUCCAGAGACAUCAGCCACAAACAAUUUGGCGGAUGCCGAGGCCAAAGAAGAAGAGAUCCCAUCUGUGGUGGAGACCCAUCCAUCUCCACCUGGGGAGUCCAAGGAAGCCCCACCCACUGAGAAAUCUGCCAUGCCUGUCUCAGAAGGUCAGAAGGACCAGAAGGAAGAGCUCAGCGCUCCACUGACUCUCGACCCCACAGAAGAAUCUAAAAACUGAACGGGGUCAGUUCCCAUCACUGGGGGGGGGGGACACCUUAUAAUAUGAAAUCUAAAGGGAUCUGUUUAUCAGAGGGCAGCAGAUCUUUACCUUACCUGUAAAGAAGACAAGUUAGCCACCUUCCCACCCUCCUGAAACACCUGAAAGUUCUACAUUAUUGUGAUUUUUUCUUCAGACUUGCCCAAGCCUUCCGCCCUCCAGGUGUGGAAGACCAUGACUUCCAUCAUCCCCUGCCAACCUGCUCAGGGAGGUGAUGAGAGUCGCUCAACCCAUCUGGGGGGAGAGGGAAGCUGAGUGACCGCAAUGUCAUAAUGUAGCUACUCAGCCAGAUUUCAUUGAGCAGGUAAGAUAGAACUUAUUUUAGAAGACCGGUUGAAGAAAACAAAGACUUCAACGUGAUUCCAGGAUUCUUCUGGAGGAGCCAUCUUAGUAUCGUCCUCCAGGACUUUCCCACUUUCAGGGAGAACAUAUCUGCACAUACAUCUACAUACAUACAUAAUUUUUGAGGUGGGCCCUUUGGGUGAGCAUCUAACUCUAUUUAUAUCAAUUCUGGACCAAGGUUGUGUGCAGAGAUGAUUGGCCAACUUUUUGAUCAAUCAUGAAGUCAUCCAGACCUUUCUUUCCCCCCACCCUCCACUGCUGAUGAGAUCGUCUUUGGGCAAACUUCACGUCAUUUCAUACCUGUCCUUCUUUUAAAGCAAAACUUGGCUCAACUCUGUUUAGCUGUCCCUUAUAUCAGUCAUGAAUUCAUUUACUUUUGUUACUCUCAGCUCUGAAGGCUGAACUCAUGGCCGUAUAUAGUUUCAGAAUGGUCAACCUGAAUUCAGAUUUUUAAGUACAAUUUCCAGCCAAGCAAUGAUAACAAUAGACAAUGGAUCCACCACUCAGUCCAAGUUUUUUUUUUUUUUUUAAUCUGGUUUCUGAGAAUCCUUAACUCCAAGUUCUCCAGAUGCUUUAGGAGAUCUGAUUGCUCAACCCAACCAACCUUGGGAUGACUCUGAUGACAUUUCUGAUAACUAUUCUUCUUACUCAGACUUCUGUAUGGAGGGGAGGACUUUCAUGAGUGAAAGAAGCCCAACAAAGGUGGACUUUUUAAUCUAUGUUCAAUCCUGAAGUUCUUCACUUGUCAAGAUUUGGUUAAUCUUCAGAGGAGGGAGGCCUCAUAUUUUUCAGCAUUCACCAGUAGCGGGUUCCACUUACCUUCAGAACUGUCAGCGCACCAGCAUCCGUGAUGACAUCGGGUGGGUGGGCGGAGCCUCCCACCACCGCCACUACUGAUUCAUCCGAACCGGGGGAUACUGGUAGAAACCCACCCCUGAUUCAAACACAUUGAAAAUGUUUUCUGGGCUUUUUAAAACUCAGUUAUGGGGUGGGGUGGAGGGAAGACUUUUGGUCAUUUUUUUUAAAAAAAAUGUUUUUAUACUUUGAUGAGGGACAUUGGAUUUCAGAUUCCCAGGUUCUAAUUUUUCCGCACCAACUAGAAAAAAAAAUUUCAGUAAGCUUUACAGCUGAAGCAAGCGAGAUUAACCUGGUUUGCGACAAGCCUUGAAGAAGCUGGGUGCCAGGAGAACAUAUUUGCAACAACAACAACAACAAAAAAAACCCUCCUUGGUUUUUCCCAGCCUCUUUGCAAAGGUUCUGCUGAUAUUUAUGACUUUCUCUCCCACUAGGGUUCUCCCAGGCUGACCCUUGUAAUCCUACUAAAAGCAUCUAUAAAUUUAGCUGACCGAGACAUUUAUUAUAGUUUUGAGGAAUUAUCUGGGGUAGGGUUUAGUAGGUUGACCCUCUCCGGCUAGUGUCUCCACAGUCCUAUACUUUCAAAGCCAUUUUUGAAAGAGAGACUAUAACGGGGCUGUAAAAGACAAAAUCUGGAGCUCCCCAACUGGAUUUAGCAUGAAAAGGGUUUUGUGAACCUUUCAGCAUCUUUUUCUAGGGCAGUGAUUGGCGAACCUUUUCGGCACCGAGUGCCCAAACUGGAGACCAGCUGGCCAGGGUGCAUGCCUGUUUUGGGGGCUGUUUUCAGGCCAUUUUGGGGGUAUUUUUGGCCCCAAAACAGCCAGAAAACAGCCCAAAAAAAGGCUCAGAAAGAGCCCAGAAAACGGUCCCCAAAACAGCCUGGAAAAUGGCUCAAGAAAGCCCCAAAAAUGGUCUGUUUUUUGGCCAUUUUUCGGGCCAUUUUCAGGUUGUUUUCCAGCGCCCGCAAAGUCCAGCUGGCUGGCGUGCAUGUGCCAUAAACCAGAAGAGCAGCUGGCAAUGGCGCGAGUGCCCCCAGAGAGGGUUUUGCGUGCCACCUCUGGCAUGUGUGCGGAAUCACGUUUCUAGGGCUUCCUAAACCUUAAAACAACGAGGAAGGACUCAGUGUUGAUCAAAAUGCAAAAUAAACAUCUUUACAGCCCUUCUUCACUUUCCAGAUGUUCCAACCCAGCCCACGUGUGGCAAAAGCCCAGGCAUGGCAGAAACCAGAUGCCCAAACACCUAGGACUGUGUUUCUCAAGCUUUAAGGUGUUUGCACUUCAAAUCCCAGAAUCCCCCAGGCAGCAGUUUAAUUGGUUGACAUGGCCAAGGAUUUCCAAAGAAAUGGCCCAAAUUCAAUAAAAUGCCUUCACUGUACCGCCCCCCCCUUUAAGCCUACAAUGAGUCCAAGUGUAUUUUUCUCCAUUGUAGAUGUAUGUUCCAUUAAAAAGAAAUGAUACAG
Molecule: messenger RNA, 5575 nt
Organism: Ahaetulla prasina
Lineage: Eukaryota; Metazoa; Chordata; Lepidosauria; Squamata; Colubridae
Gene: TMEM119
Product: transmembrane protein 119
Exons: 4
Coding region: 1420-2880 (486 amino acids)
Biological process (GO): ossification; positive regulation of osteoblast differentiation; positive regulation of bone mineralization
Cellular component (GO): plasma membrane
Source: RefSeq, a predicted model, not a curated record